AUGCAUUUCUCCUCUGCUCUUGUCGCCCUUAUCGGGCUCACUGCCCCAGUGCUGUCAGCUCCGGCGUCAUCCCUUGAGAAGCGGACGAGUCGCACGAGCGCGCCCUCGGGCUGCCUGAGUGUCGGCUCGGGGCAAACCUACUCGACCAUUAGCGCAGCCCUAACUGCUCUUGGUUCCUCAACUGCCGCAGCAUGUAUCUAUAUUGCCAGUGGCACCUAUUCUGAGCAGCUUACCAUCAAGUAUGCCGGAGCCUUGACGCUGUACGGGCAGACGAGUGACACCGGCUCAUACAAGAACAAUGUCGUCACCAUCACCCACACCAUCUCCUCGCCCGACGCUGGGUCCUUGGACAAGAGUGCCACUGUCAACGUGGUCUCCGACAACUUCAAGAUGUAUAACAUCAACGUCGCCAAUGGAUACGGAAAGGGCGCUCAAGCCGUGGCACUGGUCGGCAACGCGGAUCAACUGGGCUUUUACGGCUGCCAGUUCACGGGAUACCAAGACACUCUUUACGUCAAAGCCGGCACUCAGUAUUACUCCAACUGUUUGAUCGAGGGUGCCGUGGACUAUAUCUUCGGAGAUGCCUCUGUCUGGUUCGGCGAAUGUGAUAUCGUCUCCAACGGAGCGGGAGCCAUCACCGCCUCCUCUCGCGAAACCUCCACCGACGAUGGCUGGUAUGCCUUCGAUAACUGCAACAUCAAGGCCGCGUCGGGAGUGUCCCUGACCGAUUCGGUCUAUUUGGGCCGUCCUUGGCGAGUGCUGGCUCGGGUCAUCUACCAGAACUCGGUUCUUUCUGAUAUCAUCAACCCCAAGGGAUGGACCACGAUGGCUGAGGGAGCGACUCCGCUGUACUAUGAAUACAACAACUCGGGUGAUGGAUCGAGCACAUCUAGCAGACUCUACGAGAGUUCGAUCUCGGCGGCUGUGACCAAGACGACAGUGUUGGGUUCCACUUGGGGGGAUUGGAUUGACCGGACUUACUAACG
Messenger RNA from Aspergillus brunneoviolaceus CBS 621.78, 986 nucleotides. RefSeq names its product putative pectin methylesterase (gene pmeA). Gene Ontology annotation, molecular function: pectinesterase activity. NCBI's taxonomy places the organism in Eukaryota, Fungi, Ascomycota, Eurotiomycetes, Eurotiales, Aspergillaceae. The coding region runs from base 1 to 984 and encodes 327 amino acids. The transcript is spliced from 3 exons. The record is from RefSeq and is a predicted model, not a curated record. Gene Ontology annotation, biological process: cell wall modification.